AUGGGCCUCAAGUCUCGCGAGAGUACACGGGACCAGAAACUUCCGCUCGUUCGUCUCGAUGUUCCAGUCUACUCCUUUGACGGACUGCUUGUGUUCGCCCUGCUGGUGAUCUGUACCUGUGCCUACAUGAAGAGAGUACCAAAACUCAAGCAGUGGUUCCUGUCGGAGAAGAAAGGAGCUCUAGGAGUUUUCUACAAAGCUGCAGUUAUCGGCACCAGACUACAUGUACCAGUAGCUGCCACCUGUGUCAUCAUGGCCUUCUAUGUCAUGUUCCUGAAAUAG
Branchiostoma floridae (Florida lancelet) is the source of this 282-nucleotide messenger RNA. Its product is annotated as protein kish-B-like. The record is from RefSeq and is a predicted model, not a curated record. NCBI's taxonomy places the organism in Eukaryota, Metazoa, Chordata, Leptocardii, Amphioxiformes, Branchiostomatidae. The coding region runs from base 1 to 282 and encodes 93 amino acids. The transcript has 3 exons.